UAGUAGUUGUGUGUGCGCAACCGUCAAAGUCAGUCCCGGGCAGACAAUCCGAAAUCCUUGCUAUGGUUGGAAUGGUGGCAAUGUGACUGAACGGUAAUCUGUUAGAUGACUGCAGACAGAUUGACCACAAUGAUUAGAGAGGAGGCUAUACAUACACGCCCGAAAUCCGUCCGUUCUUCUUCAGCUAAAACGAGGGUACCUCCUGCAGUUGUUAUCACCGAUGAUUCUGAUACUCCCGUUCCAGUUACCGAUAUAGCGUGUAGCCUGUCCGAUUCUAUAAGCGCUCAUAAUGUAAAAUGUGACGGAAACUCCUCUGCUAAAUCACAGACUCUUGCUGACAACGAUAAUAAACCGAACGGCGUGUGUAGCAUUCGUAGCAGCGGUGGUUUAGAUAUAGACAUUGUGGCACAAAGUUCACCCGCCACCGAACUAUUAGGUGAAUCGAAUCAAUCUACAAAUCAAGGUGAUGCAGACAAUCAACCUUACAUGAAAAUUGCCGGUCGUCAGUGUUGUACCGAACAUGGCAAAAAAGUCACAUAUGGAAUUAUAUUAACUACAGUUAUAGCUACGGCAUGGGUAGGGACCGUACACUUGCUCAAAAUUACAUACACCACACAACCCAAUGUCAAAAAUGCUGUGAAAAACACCACAGAGAAUCAGAGAAUGACAACCGUGUCACCAUCUACAGGCACUAUCACAUACAGUGCUCCAUUUUUUACGACAUGGUUCUGCAGCAUGUGGAACUGCAUGUUUUUCCCAAUUUUCUUAAGUUUAAGACCCUGUUCUUCGUCUGAAAAGACCACAGUUAAAAAAAUUUUAAUAGAAAGCAUACAGAAUUUUCAAGAAAAGAAUUUUACUUUGCUUCAGUUUUUCGGUAGAUGUUGUCUUUUUAGCCUUCUUUGGGUCAUAUCAAAUUAUAUGAUUGUACAUUCUUUGAAAAUUUUGGGAACGACGGAAGUUAUGGCUUUAUUUUCUUCAAACGUUUGCUUUGUUUAUUUAUUAUCCUGGGUUAUUCUACACGAAAAAUUCGUAGGAAUUCGUAGGAUAAUUGAAAAGUUUAAUUUAAUUAUUUUUGUACAGGUUCUUUUCAAAAAGUUGAUUGGAGAAGUGAGCUUUGGCCAGUUAUCUCUCUUCUUUACAAUUGUAGGAUUCUUAGAUGCCCUAAUGUUGUGGCCACUAGUUUUAACACUGUAUUUUACUGGAGCGGAAGUUAUUAUUUGGUCAAAAUUACCUUGGUAUCCAUUGGGAGGUGCUGCCCUUUUAUCAUUACUGGCAAAUAUAUUAGGAAAUCUGGGAGUUGUUUGGACCUACGAAGUGUUUCUAAUUUUGGGUUUCUUGUUUGCUGUGCCGGCAUCUGCAGUAAUCGAUGUUUAUAGAUACAAUAUCAAGUUUUAUGGGAUGAAAUUGGCCGGUAUAAUAUUAAUCGUUGUUGGUUUUCUUCUUGUACUUUUACCUGAUGAUUGGCCAGAUUACCUAACUAUGGUAUUACGAUGGAGAAGAAAUAAAUAUACCAAAGAUAAUAAGGCCAAUAAACAACAAGAUAUGAGAUCGGCACAAACUUCAAGAUUAAGAACACUCAGUGGAAGAGUGAAGUAAAAUAUCCAAACAAUAAUGUAUUUUUUGAGAAGAAAGAAAGAAACAUAAAAAAAGAAUAUAUCUUUUUUUGUUGUCACGGAAUGUUUUUUAGAAUUAGUAUCUUCAAAGAAGAUAGGUGCUAUAUGAUGUGGAUAAAUAGCAUCGAUGAAAUUCAACUCAGUUCUAUUUGUAUAGUACAAUAUAAUGUAUUUGUGCUUAAACUGUAUCGUUGAACUGCUCUGUUUUAACAUCGAAUAUUAAUCAGCUUUAUGAUUCUUUUCUCAAAUUAAUAGGUCGAACGAUAACAUAAAAAGUCUAUAUUAAUAAAUUUCGUGUUCAGACAUUCUCGAAUCAA
Messenger RNA from Centruroides sculpturatus (bark scorpion), 1930 nucleotides. RefSeq names its product putative thiamine transporter SLC35F3. The record is from RefSeq and is a predicted model, not a curated record. The coding region runs from base 106 to 1596 and encodes 496 amino acids. Lineage: Eukaryota; Metazoa; Arthropoda; Arachnida; Scorpiones; Buthidae. The transcript is spliced from 6 exons.